Messenger RNA from Paracoccidioides lutzii Pb01, 1059 nucleotides. RefSeq lists its product as hypothetical. The transcript has 2 exons. The record is from RefSeq and is a predicted model, not a curated record. Gene Ontology annotation, molecular function: protein kinase activity; ATP binding. Bases 1 to 1059 code for a protein of 352 amino acids. Gene Ontology annotation, biological process: protein phosphorylation.
AUGGUCUUCGAGCAGCCAUCAGUUAAAGGAAAUGGCACUUACGGAGAUUUCGUGCGGAAAGAUGGGAGAUUCCGUGUAUUCAAUCUGGCUAUGAAAGGGCUUCAGCGCGGAACUAAACAACUUGUUACCGAGGAAUGUUUGUUGAGCUCCUAUCUUAAACCAGAGCAUUUGGUAUCUUGCAACGACUUUCACCCUGGGUUGAAGACUGUCAAUCUCAAUACGAAGGUAAGCUCACGUCUCUACAUGCACGGCCUUUGUACUUACGCCUACUCAAUCAGAAAGGUCAACGAGCUCGUCAACAAAACUACACGGGCUUUCGAAAAUGAGAAGCGAAGCCAACUUCCCCAGUGGCAAACAAGCGAGCUUGUGUGUUGCAAGGUGCUGGAAUUCAAGGGCGGCGAUUUCCAGCAGUGGCCAACGUCACCCUUGGAGCUGCUCAUGGUGCUUCGUGAUGCAAUAAAGGCACAUCAGUCUCUUUACCUGGAUGGGAACAUCCUUCAUCGGGAUAUUUCAGAGAACAAUAUAAUAAUAACCAAUCCUGAAAAGGCGGAUGGUCACACGGGCAUGCUAAUCAAUCUGGAUCUUGCUAUGGAAGUCGGCAGUGAGCGCAGCGGCGCACAGCACCAGACCAGCACAAUGGAGUACAUGGUGAUUGAGGUGCUCCUUAAUGUCGACCAUACCUAUCAUCAUGACCUCGAGUCAUUCUUCUACAUGCUUAUCUGGCAAUGUGGCCAUCGCGGUUGGGAGAAACUGGAUGAGCUACAGAGACAUGGACAGGACCAGUCGAAAGACAGCAUGCUCAGAGAAUGGUAUACUGGAACUUAUAAGAAUAUUGCAACUUAUAAGCAAGGCAACAUGGAAGCUGGUGGAUUUGAAUACCUUCUGCAGGAGUUUCCACCAGGAUUCGAGUGUGUCAAGCCUCUUUGCAGGACCAUACAAGGUGUGCUGUUUCCUUAUGGGAAGGAAGGACUUAUUGUCGGAACACCGCAAGACCCAAAAUGGCUGUAUGAUCCUAUUAUUAAGCCGUAUGAUGAUGCGAUAGCUCUGAUUGAAACUUAA